UAUUCUUCUUCGAGCUUGAUCAUCGAUCGAUUUCCUCUGCGGCCGUAAAAAGUUGUGGAAAAGAAAAAUGCCGCUCUUCGAUACCGUGCUGCAGGAAAAACCGGCGAUUGUGCUAGAAAUCGGCACCGCUUUGGCCAAAUUAGGGUUCGGCGGAGAACCGUAUCCGCGGAUUAUCGUGCCGUCGUUGGUCCUGGACCAUAAAGCCAAAAAUGCCGGGCAAACCACACCGAAUCGACGGCUGUACGACUACGCCAAUGAGGAGGAGUUGUACAAUCUGCUGGUGGAGUUCCUGAAAACCGUGUUCUUCAAACAUGUUCUUGUUAGCCCGAAGGAGCGCAAGGUGGUCAUCGUGGAGUCUUCCCUGGCCCCCACCAGCAUCAAACAGAACCUGGCCCGUGCCCUGUUCUGCCACCUGGACGUUUCGUCCGUUCUUUUCAUACCGAUGCAUCUCGUGGUCCUGGCCACGCUCGCCAUCGACACGGCGCUGGUUAUCGACAUGGGAUACAAGGAAACCGUCGUGGUGCCGGUCUUCAGUGGCGUCCAGGCGCUCUACGCCUGGGAGGCACAACCGCUAGCAGCCGAGAGUGUGCACGCCGAGAUAAAGCGACAACUGGUUGAGACCGGCGUCAAAGAGGAGCUGCUGACGGAGAGUAUCAUCGAGGACAUUAAAGUACGCACAUGCUUCGUAACGACGCGAGAACGGGCAAUCGCGUAUCGUUCGGAAGAUCCGGCUAUUUCCGGUGCAAUAAAGCCUGCCCCCGACGUAGAGUAUCCAGUAAGAGGGGAGGAAAUCAUUAAGAUUUCGGGCCGGCUGCGCGAAACGGCGUACGAAGUCGUGUUUCCCGAGGACAACGAUCGACUCGGUCUACCGUACAUCGUCCUCAACUCGAUUCUCAAAUGUUCGCGCGAUAUGCGAGUCCCGUUGGCUAACAAUCUGGUGCUCAUAGGAGGAUCGUGCAUGGCACCGGGAAUGACGGCACGAUUGAAAGCCGAACUACUAGCAUUGCUUCAGACCGAUCUGUACAAGGAUCGCCUGUUCCUACAGACGUUCAAAUUCCACAAGACACCAUCCGAGCCAAACUACACGGCCUGGCUCGGUGGGUCGAUCUACGGUACCACCGAUCUGGUUCUCACAAAGUCUAUCACACGCGACGCAUACGCCAGGGACCAAAGCAUUCCCGAUUUCACAAACUAUGAAGAGGGUAGACAGCUGGCGCACCGUGGCUGACGGCUAAAGGAUCCGGGAGCGCGCGGGCCAAGCUCGACAAGACGGAGACCUCCCGUUGUCGGUUGAACGGUAUAAAAUAGAUAACAACUUUUUUAAGCAUUAUUCUAACAUUAUUUAUCUAAUAAAUAUUUCGCAUCUAACCUAUUGGAACUAUCGAGCAAUGAUUUUCUUUAACAAACGGGUACGGGAUGCUGUUUCCACUGCGAUUACAUCAUAGCAACCGAUCAUCAUCCUUCGACUAGCUCAAAUCAGCGCACCACCAAAGACAACCAAUACAACGGAACAAGAAAGAUAUUCGUCAAAA
Anopheles darlingi is the source of this 1532-nucleotide messenger RNA. RefSeq names its product actin-related protein 10 (gene Arp10). The transcript has 2 exons. The coding region runs from base 68 to 1228 and encodes 386 amino acids. Gene Ontology annotation, biological process: retrograde axonal transport of mitochondrion. The record is from RefSeq and is a predicted model, not a curated record. Lineage: Eukaryota; Metazoa; Arthropoda; Insecta; Diptera; Culicidae.